Exophiala bonariae is the source of this 1620-nucleotide messenger RNA. RefSeq lists its product as uncharacterized. The record is from RefSeq and is a predicted model, not a curated record. The coding region runs from base 1 to 1620 and encodes 539 amino acids. Gene Ontology annotation, biological process: carbohydrate metabolic process. Gene Ontology annotation, molecular function: calcium ion binding; hydrolase activity, hydrolyzing O-glycosyl compounds. The transcript has a single exon. NCBI's taxonomy places the organism in Eukaryota, Fungi, Ascomycota, Eurotiomycetes, Chaetothyriales, Herpotrichiellaceae.
AUGGGUGAGACACCAACACCAGAGAACUAUUGUAUGCUCCAGGGCUUUGAGUGGAAUGUGCCGGCAGACCAAAAACACUGGACCCGUCUCCAUAAUGUGCUCGGGGAGUUAAAGAACAUUGGAAUUGACAACGUCUGGUUACCACCCGCCUGCAAGGGUGCCGGUGGCAAGGAAGCCAACGGCUACGACAUUUACGACCUUUAUGACAUUGGAGAAUUCGAGCAGAAGAAUUCAAAAUCGACAAAGUGGGGCACGAGGGAGGAAUUGGAUACCUUGGUCGGCAAGGCUGAGGAGUUGGGUGUUGGUCUCUAUUUUGAUGCCGUUCUAAAUCACAAAGCCGGCGCCGACAACAAGGAGAAAUGCCGGAUUAUCGAGGUCGAUCAAAAUGGUAUGGUCUCUCUUAUUCCCAAAAUCUAUGUCAAUGGCAUGUCACCACACCACGAACGCUUUACUAACUAUGAAUCUCUCCCAGAUCGCACCAAAGAGAUUGGCGAACCACGAGAAAUGGAAGCGUGGCUAGGUUUCGACUUCCCUGGCCGAGGCGACAAAUACUCGUCGCAAAAGUACCACUGGGAGCAUUUCUCAGGCACGGACUACGACGCCGGUAACGACAAAACAGGAAUCUACCGUAUCCUAGGCGACAACAAGCACUGGUCCAACAGUGUAGGCGACGAGUCCGGGAACGCCGACUUCCUCAUGUUUGCCGACGUCGACUACAGCCAUCCAGAAGUGAUCAGCGACGUGAUCCACUGGGGCGAGUGGGUGGUCAAGGAGUUCAAACUCCGUGGCUUCCGCUUCGACGCCUGCCAGCACUUCUCGGAGCGCUUCACCAAUGAAUUCGUGGCGAAUCUCGAAAAGCACUUCGGCAAGGGGAAACUGUUCCUCGUGGGCGAGUUCUGGGUCGGCAACGUCGACGAAUUGCUUGAAUAUCUGGACGAGAUGGACCACAAGUUCAGCCUGUACGACACACCGCUCCUCAACAACUUCAGCCAGAUCUCGAAGACGGAAAACGGCGACCUGAGAAAGGUCUUCGACAAGUCGCUCGUGCAGGCCAAGCCCGACUCGGCGGUCACGGUGGUGAUGAACCACGACACGCAGCCGGGCCAGACGGUCGCGACGCCCAUCGAGGGCUUCUUCAAGCCACUCGCCUACGCCCUCAUCCUGCUUCGCAACCAGGGCUACCCGUGUGUCUUCUACGGCGACCUGUACGGCAUGAAGGGCGAGAACCCGGAGCCGCCGAGCUGCGGCGACAAACUGGCGCAUCUGAUCCUCGCGCGCAAGCUGUUCGCGUACGGCGAGCAGAACGACUAUUUCGACGACGAGCCGACCUGUCUCGGCUUCGUACGCCGAGGCACCCACGAUCGCAAGGACGGUCUGGCUGUCGUGCUGAGUAAUGCUGGUCCUGGCCAGAAGCGCAUGUUUGUCGGCGAGGAGCAUAAGGGUGAGGUGUGGACGGACAUCCUCGGCUGGCAGACUGACGAGGUCAAGAUUGAGGAUGAUGGCUUUGGUGUCUUCAUGUGCUCCGGCACGAGUGUCAGUGUCUGGGUCAAGAAGGACUCAGAGUUGCGGAGGCAGAUCGAUGAGUUGAACUUUGAUUCUGAUAUCUACAGCAAGGCUUGA